AUGGUGAAAAAGAAGGCAAAAUCUUCCAAGUCAACCAAAAGACGAGGAUCAUGGCAAAUGGAGGAUGUUCAAGUGCAGACAGGCCUACCCCCUCAGGUGGAUGGUCAGUUGCGAUGUUUCUGUCGAUUAAACAUUGACCAAAUCCACUGGCACUCCCCUAAUCCUCCUGAUGUCACACAUGUCAGGGUGAAGUGGUGGGGUGAAGAUGGUGAUGGAGCUUUAUUCAGACCACUAAAUGUGAAAAGAGGUGAUAAGGGUCCAGCUAAGACAACAGCCAGGUACCCAGUAAGGUCUGGUCCAAGACAGUUUGCAUCAUAUCUAGUGGACAUGGGUAGUCUGGCAGUGGAGAUUCUCAGUGGGCCUAUGAUGAUUCCAGUGGGGCAGGCAGAAAUAACACAAAUAGGACUUCUGUCUAACACCAGGCCUAUCGAUGGGAUGUACCCUGUAUUUUCACCACGAGAAGAAAAGUUGGGAGAAAUCCAUGUAUCAUUAAUACUGGAAUCUUUAAUGGCCUCCUAUGACAGCACUGGGUCUAUACCAACUACAGACAUCAGUAUGGAAACUCAAGCAACACAGGAGUCAAUGUAUCCACAGAGAGUUCAGCCAAUACCUCACUCCCAGGCCCCUCAAAAACCAGUGGAGGAUCCUUUUAUCUCUCCAGCAUCCCAUCAAAAUGGCCUUCAGAAUGGUUAUGUCGACCGGGCAGAAGACCUCCGAAAACAAUUAAACUACAGUCUGCAGGAAACCGAGGAGAGACAAUUGUCUGGGAUACAGUCAGGCAGCACUGUGGCCAUCACAACUAAUGGGGAUGUGGUCACAACCAACCUAAGUCAGGACCUACCAUCUGCACAGAAUAUUCCUGCCGGCAGACAGUCCCAGUCAGACCUCCUGUCUGUGCUGCUUGAUCGUGGGAACAAGCUUCGAGACCAGAUGAUCAUAUCUUCUGUGGAUGAGGGUGGGCCUCAGACUAGUGUCAAACAGUCAUACUUGCCUCCUAAAGAUGAGGAGUUACACACAAACCAACCAGAUAUGCAAGAAGAAAGACGCAGUUCAGUAGGAAGCCUGCUUAAAGAGAUUCUUAAGGCAGAAAAGGGAACAACUGACAUCUCACAGACUGACUGUGAUCCUGUCGACUUUGUAUUAGGAAACCAGCUGACAGACAACUUGCAGAUACUAAAGAUGAUGGGAGGAAGUCCUAGAUCUAGCAUAUCACAGGACUUAGAUCUAAUGAGUGAUCCUGGUGAUCCGGUUCACAGCGAGUCGAUCCUUCAGGAACUCUUCUACAAAAAUAUGGAGAGUGAUUUAAGUGGAGUCAGUGAACUUAGUGGAGAUGAGCACCCUUUACCAUUUAAGCAACAAAAUGGAGAACUACAUACUUCAAUGGAGGACCCAGCUAAUGUUAGGCCUCCUUCAAGACGAUCAUCUGUCACUAGCCUCGAGUUUCCAGAACCUCCUCCAUCUGAGGAGUUGGAGGUUAAAAAGAAGAAAAAGAAGAAACAAGAUGAUGUAUCAUUAAAAGUGCCUAAGCGAAGGUCUCGUGUGAAAACGAAAGUUAAGGGAGGGAAGAAGAGGAGACGGUCACGUAGUAGUGCACGAAGUAGUGCUAGUGAGGCUAGUGAUAGUGAAUUAAUGACUGCACGCUCAGAGGUCUCACAAGUUUCAUUUGACAUGCCUGCCUCAGAUCUGGAUGAACCAGAGGAAGAAAAGCCUGUGAAGCGACAUCAAGGCAAUGGCCUCAGUGUGGAGCGAUUAACACUGCUGGGGAGGGUUCAUGUCGCAAGGGUGAUUGUAGAUUCUCUAUAUCUAGGAGGCGCCCAGGAUCUCAAUUCCUCCAAGAGGAAGGGUAAAGCAGGAAAACCACCGAAACCCUCUCCUAAAGCCAAAAAAUCAGUGACCUACUUCAUUGAGUAUCAGUUUCCUGUUGUGGCCACGUCCAGAGAUAAGUACUCGCCUAAUGCUAUGGCAACGGAGGUGAUGCGUGUGGCUUCCAAAAAUGUUAAGGAUGGAGUGGUCAGCUUUAACCAUAGAUCUGUGUUUCCCAUCAUGUUUGAUGGUAGUGCUGUGGAAAAAUGGUGGAAGUCUGCCCUCAUCUUUAAGCUGUUCUCGCGUACCGCAGGACAGAAAGUGCCGACGUUGGUAGGUAGUUGUGGGAUCCCCCUCAAAAGCAUUCUACGGUCUGACAACCUACAAGUGGGUCGAGAGCUAGAGAUUCGGGAGAGUGGACGUAACUCCUCCUUCAAUUCUUCUCUCCGGGGCAGUCUAGACUCCUACUACGGUUCUCUCAAGGUGUCUAUAGAGUUGGCAUCAGACAGCAAAGAUUUCUCCUCAGCCCUGGCCAGAGCCAAACUAGCAGAAAUGAGUGGAAAGGCCAAGUUUGUGCCAAUACCUCAGACGGUGCCACCUCCCCCUCCCCCACCUGUACAACUAGACAAACCGCCACUACCCCCUGACUUCAUACCUAGUGCUCAAAAUACUCAGCUGUCCUCAAUGGUGCUACAGAACCCUACCUCACACACAGGUAAAGAUCCACAGACUAGCAGUCUGGGCUCACUGUUACCUGCCCCUGGUCCAUCCCAGCCUCCUAGCUUGGAGUCUUACCACAUGCCCCCACAUGCCAAUGCAGAGGCGAUGACUCUGCACACUUUACUGCUGAUACCAGAAGGUCAUAACAUCACAAUUCAGGGUAUUCCAUCCCUGUCCUCCAUCAAACGACAUCCUGUCUUCCCACCUCAGCCGCAUGCCUUAUCUACAACAGGAAUGAAGGCUCGGGACACCAACACCAGAAAUACCUACCUUGUGUGUCGGAUGUUCUGGUGCAAUGAUGCUGUCCACUCCAAUGUCUGUUGGGGAACAUUUGAGCCCCAGUUCAACUUUGCUCAGAUUGCCCCUGUGUUACUGUCUGGGUCGUUAUUGGAGAGAAUGAGGAACAACUUUAUGGUGGUAGAAGUCUGGGACAAGAAAACUUCUGCUGAAAAUGACAAGUUGAUUGGAAUCGUCAAAUUGAGCUUACAUCAGUUUUAUAUGUCCUUCCGAGACAACAAGAUAUCUAACGCAUUACUGAAAUCACAGUAUCCUGUGAUAUCUGUGGACAAUUACCUGCCCAUAGUGGAUCCUCUGAGUGGGGUACAGUUUGGUCAGAUCAAAGUCCUGUUGGCCAUGGGCUCUGGAGAACAAGUUACAGAACUACAGCGGCUCAAACUAGAUGGUCCAAUACUGCGGCCACCAGAACGACCACAACACUUCCUGGAAAGGUUUGAUAUGAUGAGACCAGGCAGUCAUGGUCCUGUAUAUAGUCAGUCCAGAGCAGAUAAUUCAGUGGAACACAUUUUUGAAGUGGUGAUAGAAGGUAUCCGAGGCCUUGCACUGUUUGACAACAUGAUUUGGGGUGAGGCUGACUGUUUUAUACAGUACCAUUUUCCUGUACAGCAACACUCGGACCAGCCUGCUUCAUCACCUGCCAAAAAUGGUAUACCCAGUAUGAAGUCAUUCCGGACAGCUACAACUCUUUGCAUUCCUGAUCCCACUUUCAAUGAUAUUACACGUCACAGAAUAGUGCUUGCCCAGACAACUCCUGUACAGAGAGAGUUACUAACAGCUUGUGCGGGCGCUGGAGGAGGCAGUGGAGGUAUUCCAUUUGAGGUUUGGUGCCGGUAUUACCAUCCCAACAUCAGGGACCAGUGUAUAGCUAAGACAAGUUUGCCACUUGCCAAGCUGUGUGCCAUGGUAACCAUGCAGAAGAGAGGGGAGCCAUCAGUACAAUCCUUUGGCCUCCCACUGAAACAGGUGGCAGUAGAUACAGAAUUAUCAGAAAGAGGGAAACAAUCUCAGAUGACAGAAUCUGGACUAAUGGAUGUUACUGUUCACUACAGAACUCAGACUUUACAGAAUGAGCAGAGUCAAGCAGCCAAUAAGAAUCUGUCGGGGACCCAGAUUUGUGUAUCUGUUGGUGUCAUCAGGGCUUCAGGACUCAAGGCCGCAGCUGAAGCUAUUGCUCGCCUGGACUCUGGGAUGCAGUACCCUGCAGAGGUGGGCGUGAACACUUACGUGAAGAUUCGAAUGUCAUUCUUGUCCAAGGAGGAUGAGAGGAUAACCAGGACCAUUGCCAGGACAUUUGCACCGGAGUUUUCUCACCACAUGGACUUUCCUUGUCCUUUGUUGUGGACAGAAGCGGACAAUGAUGCCCUGGCUCUGGCUGAGAUCCUAGAGACAGCUGAGAUUACAUUGGAGAUGUGGCACCAGGUCCCUGGACUGGCCUCUGAUCUAGACAGGCAGAUAGCACAACAGACCAAUUCUGAGGUCCAAGGUCGACGACUAGUGGAGAAAACACAAGAUGUAUUACUGGGAACUACCACACUGCCCCUUGCUGCCCUCCUCACCAACCGUACAGGUAUCAGUGGGUGGUUUGCUGUAAAUCUCCCUCAGGUUGGCUGGCAGCAGGAUGCCAAGUACACGGAGGAUGACGAGGACAGGACCGUACCUUGUAACCAAGGUCUGGAACGAGUGGUUGGUGGAGUUGAGCUGGUGGUCAAGUUUGCACACCACAAUGAUCGUGACAGAGUGAUCCAUGCCGCUCGAGGGGUGGGCUGGUCACCCAUCGACCUUGAUGUGGAGGAUGAGGAAGACUGGCAGAGUGAUGAUGAAGGAUGCGGUCAGUACCACCAGAUCACUGUUUGUAUGGACCAAGUAAGCUUCCCUCUGCAGAACGCCCUUAUAGCUGGGCAAACCAAUCUUGACAAAACAGCCCGUUGCUACGUCCGAUAUAAACUUUAUGAUAAGAGUGCGGUGGUAUCUAAGAGUGUCAAGUGUCGUAUAUUGGACACGGGCUACAUUUUGUCUCACUGUGACCACAAACACGAAUUCCAGAUACCUAUCAGCUCACCAUUUAAAUGGUACCUGCGGGAAGAAAAGCUGGAGGUACAGGUGUGGGUGAGCUAUGGUAAGAAGGAGAGCAAUCAGAAGACACAGCACAGAGAUAAACUGAUUGGCACUACGUAUAUAGGACUAGACGCUCUCAAUGACCAGCGUCGCAGACAGCACAGGAUCAGUGGAAUGUUCCCGCUAUACAAACCAGGCGCAGCUAGUCUGGGGGGAGCCUUCCUUAGGGCACAUGUAACUGCUAAACCACAGUUCGGGAGUGUCGCCAAGCAAUCUGACAAUGAGGCAGACGAGAAGUCAUCAGAGAGUGAAGUAGAUGAAGAAUACGACCCGAAUGACAGUUUCCAUCAGCUGAUGGGGAGAAAGAAGUCAAAGUCGAGUGCAGAUGUACCUCACCUUGAGAGAGUGGAGGAGGAUUCCACUGUUCCACACUUCCCUGUUGUUAUAUCCGUUGAUCGUGCCAUGCAUUUACCGCUGAUCAGCGACAAAAAUAGAUCUGAGGAGUAUCUGCCAAAUACCUAUGUGUCUUACCAGACAUCUGAGAGUGCCAGCCCUGCUUACACACAGGUCUUCUACAACUCAGACAACCCAGUCUGGGAUGACCAGCAGGAGACACGGCUCAGCACUGAGCUUCUCUACCAGGAAAACAAGAAUCUGGUAUUCAAAGUUUGGCAUAAACCCCAGAGUGCUUCAAAGGAUCCUGACAAGUCCUCUGACCGUGUGCUAGGGUUCGUAUCUGUGGAUCUGACCCCACUGACCUCAGGACUUCUACAGAUCUGUGGCUGGUACAAUGUCAUGGACUUCCAUGGCCAGUGUCGUGGUCAGAUCAAGGUGAACAUUGUGCCACAGGAUGAUGUAACACAGUAUUUACGAGGCAUCCCAGGCCAGCCUGUGGCCACAUCCUUCUACAACCAACCUUCCAGUCUUCCGUUUACUGUCAACUCCUCCGUCCACAACAUGAUGCCCUCAGAACAACCAAUAUCACUUCCCACAGAUCUACGUCCCUUUUCCUCCAAUCUGCCAAACUUUGACAUAGUGCGAGAACAUCAGGAACAGUUACAGCAUCAGCUGAGCGAGAAUAUCCGCCAGUUCCUGCGUAACCAUGAAAUGUCAUCACAGGAUUCCUCAGACGAUUCACCACGCCCUGAGGUGUCACCUCACUGGCAACCUCCAAGUCUUAACGAGAUCAAGGUGGAUGACAGUGCUGCUUGUUCACGCUCCAUCAUGUUCUCAUCUCUCAGAAAACAAAUGCAAGAUUUAGAUGAUAUCACAUCAAAGUUGAAGCAGAAGCUGGUUUCUCCCCCCUCUGUGAAAAAUCCCUCACGGAGUGUGUCAGAAAUACACGACUCUGAUCACAUGACAAAUGCUCCCAUUCAGUCGAUUAUCUCCCCACUGUCGACCCUACAACUGACCUCAACUCUGAGAGCCAAUGAUAGUGAGCUACUGCUAACAGGGUCAAAUGAAGGUGAGUCAUCACGGACUGCUGUUGACUCGGGGGCCUUCUCUGUAACUCAGUCUAGUGAGAAAUACCAAGAUGCUUUGGAUUCUCAGAGAAGUAGUGAGAGAAUGGAUACUCUGAGAAUGGGAGUAACGCCUCGUGAAUUUGAUAAUACUGGACAGGAUGGUUCAACUCCACAGGAGGCACAGAAAAGCUCUGGUUCUACACCAAGAGACGCACACAAUUUCAGCGACACUGGUAUACACAUGGGCUACACUCCGAGAGACGACACAUCAGUGUCAACUGGGGGAUUUAACAUAGUGAACACUCCACGAGAUCAGAUCAGGGUGGAUACUUCAACAUCAGGUAGUGGCCUGACCUUUACACAGGAUAGUAAUUUUAAUGCUAGAAACAGGAAUGUGAGUGGAAGUAGUAGUGCUUCAUUAGGAUUCUCUUAUCAGGGAGAACAAGGAAACAGCACUGCCAGUAGUUACAGGAACAAUGUAGGGAUAACAGUGAAGAACAUCACUCCAAGGACUCAGGACAGCGAUGUGAAGGAAAUGAGUGUGAUUCAGGAGUUCACAGAAAAUGAGGAUGACACAGGCAGCAAUAAUGGAGAGGAGGAUGAACAAUACUACCAGGAAUACCGGGACAUUUUGGAUGAACAGGAGAACGAAGAUGAAUCUGGUAAUGAGGAGGAAAAUGUUGUGGUUCCUAGAACGUUAAAUGAUGUUUCAGGCAAGUUUGGAGGUAUCCCAGGUCAUUCUGUUUACAUGGACAGCAAUGGGCACGGAUCACCUCGAGAGUUUGUGAGAAAUGGACAGACAAUGCCAUUUGAUAUUAGAGCUAGUGAUUCUCGGGAAUUGAGUCGGACUAAAUUUGAGAGCCGGGAGGCUGAUAAUGUGUUAGAUCUAUCAGACAAUGAGUCUUUGCCAAACGAACAACUCUCUCCACAUUUCCAACUAACAGAACGACCAUCAUUUAUAGAGAAAGAUAGUUGGUUUUCUGACGAGGAGAGAGAUCAGAAAGAUCAGCAUAGGUCAAGAUCUGAUACAGGAGAAAGUUCACAUGGGCACAAGAAAGAUGGAGCUGUAGCAAACAUGGGUCUACUGCAAGACGUGGAAUUAGAAUCCGUGAACUCUGGUAGUCACAAUACGCAAAAUUCAGGAUCAAAACAAUCUUCCCGUGUAUCAUCAGCUGGAAGUGACAGGCUUUCAGCCAAGAAUUCCUCUGGACAUUCUCAUGAAUCACAGUCAAAUUACUUUGAGGACCAAGUUCCUCUUUCUUCUUCUGUGCCAAAAUCACCAAAGGAGGUAUUUUCAGAGGUGGUGUCUGAGUUAGAGGACUUCUUUUCUGAUCCAGUACAACCUCAUACCAGAAUGGAAGGACAAAGGUCAAUGUCACCUUCUUACGGGUCAAGGUCUCACUCACGUUCUCCCAGAAUGUUAAAUGAAGGAAUAAACUUUGAAAGCUCUGAGAGCUACAGUGAACCUGACAAAGCUAGUACAAAUAUGAAUGGCUACAGUAGUCUCCCAAAUGGAGAAAUACAUGAUUUACCAAAUGGGUUUCAGGAGCCAUCGUCAAUGCCAAAUUUUUUCCUUCCAUCUCAACACUUGGCAGAAUCUAUGCAAGCCUUACAGCAAGUAACAGCAGGGCUUCCAUCUUCUAGUCAGCAGCACCCUGACCCUGAGAGACAGGCUGCUAAAGUACAAGCUACUGCCAACCUAAUGGGAAAACUGACUACAAAUAACCACAAAGUGAAGUUCUCCUCCAUACACACAAAAGGGAGACAACCUCCCACUGCAGCAGAGACCAAAAGAAUAGCAAAGAUAUUCUCUGAGAAGUUUUCAUCUAAAGACUGAUCAGUAAUUGAUCCUAAGUAGGGACUUGUUGUUGAUGGUAGUCUAGUUAGUAUAUAUAGUUGUGUAAAUGUAGAUUUGUAAGGGGUUUGAAAUCUCUCUUGUUGUGACAUGAGUUUCUGAUCUUCUUUUACAUGACAACGAAUGCUGUGAGAUGUUAAUCUUAAUGACAAAGCUUGUCUGUGAUAUGCCCUCAAUGCUUACUCCCCAACUACAUAUUCAUCAGUGCAUCAAUCGUCAUUGUUAUUUGUCAGUUAUUCAUACAUGUAUUCUCAUUCUAGACUUUGUUUUUGUUUUUCUUUGUCAUGAAAUUUCAAUUUCAUAAUUAAUGUUGAAUGGUUACCAGUAAACAGGCAUGUUAAUUUCCAUUUCUGAAAUUCCGAAAAAAAUGUUUCCGGUGCUUUUUCUUGGGCACUGUGGAGCAUACAUGGGCCCUAUUCCCAAAAUACAUUGUCUGCUCCCUAAAAAUUUCCUUCCCAAAAUUACGCACCUCCCAAAUUUGUGGGGAUAAGCCUUGGUUUCUUUAAUUUGCCAUCAAAAGGAAAACAGAUCCACCAGCAUAGCAACUGUGCAGCUGUCUUGAAUUCUUAAAUCAAGUUUGCUUUUUACAUGUUUUUAAUAAAAGGUAGCAAACAAAAAUCUUUUCUUUAUAUAAAUCAAAAGACACUCUCAAUGUAUUAAUGACCAAGUGAUAUUAAAUAAUCUCAGUAUUGCCAGUGAUUUGUAUGUGUAAGGUCCUUCUCUUGUGGUAAAUGAUAUUAAACCUGGUCACCACUCACCUCAUAAAAUAAAGAAAAACUUUUAAUUUUCCCAUAAAAGUAGACAUUGCUCUCAGAUGUCUUCCUGUCUUCUUUACCAAAUCAGAAAAUUUACUGUCCAGCUUGCCAGGAGAAAGCUUUCUUAAAAAUAGCACAAUCUCAAG
Ylistrum balloti is the source of this 9094-nucleotide messenger RNA. Its product is annotated as C2 domain-containing protein 3-like. The record is from RefSeq and is a predicted model, not a curated record. Bases 1 to 8175 code for a protein of 2724 amino acids. Gene Ontology annotation, cellular component: centriolar satellite; centriole. Lineage: Eukaryota; Metazoa; Mollusca; Bivalvia; Pectinida; Pectinidae. Gene Ontology annotation, biological process: cilium assembly; centriole elongation. The transcript has 43 exons.